CCGGAAGUUAUCCGACAGACAAAUGAUGUAACACAGAAAGUUCCGGACCAGCUUAACGUUAAAGGUCGACAUAACAUAGCCGGUAGAACUGCGUACGUUUUUAUCAGCCAGCAAAGUCCGAAAUCUUCCCCCCAAAGUAUCAAAAUGCCAAGAGGAAGCAGAAGCCGAACAUCUAGGAUGGCCCCUCCAGCCAGCCGGGCCCCACCUCCACCAAUGGCCAGGGCCGCACCCCCUCCCUCCUAUGCCCCGGCUCCAGUGCAUGCUCCUCCAUCUGCUGUGGGUGCUCCGGCUUCCGCGCCCAGGCAGCCCGGUAUGUUUGCCCAAAUGGCGACUACAGCCGCUGGGGUGGCAGUGGGCUCUGCCGUAGGACACACCCUUGGCCACGCCAUGACUGGAGGCUUCGGCGGAGGAAGCUCAGAGCCUGCCAAGGCCGACGUCACGUACCAGGAGCCGUAUCAGCAGCAGCCCCAGUCCAUGUACCAGCAGCAGCCCCAGUCCAUGUACCAGCAGCAGCCUCAGGAACAGCAGCAGGCCUGCUCUUAUGAGCUCAAACAGUUUGUCGAGUGUGCCCAAAACCAGAGCGACUUCAAGCUCUGCGAGGGCUUCGGUGAGGUGCUGAAACAGUGCAAGUCCUCUUAUGGUCUGUCAUGAGGCAAACUCCUGGAGAUUGAAGACACGCACAAACUGCAUUGAGCCUUCGCGUUGGAUGAAUACGAAGAGUGUUUUAACUUGUAACAGAUCAAUAAACAUGCUUCAUUUUGAGCUGAUUAUCAUA
Molecule: messenger RNA, 775 nt
Organism: Pungitius pungitius (ninespine stickleback)
Lineage: Eukaryota; Metazoa; Chordata; Actinopteri; Perciformes; Gasterosteidae
Gene: chchd2
Product: coiled-coil-helix-coiled-coil-helix domain containing 2
Exons: 4
Coding region: 145-651 (168 amino acids)
Biological process (GO): positive regulation of transcription by RNA polymerase II; mitochondrion organization
Cellular component (GO): mitochondrion; nucleus
Molecular function (GO): sequence-specific DNA binding
Source: RefSeq, a predicted model, not a curated record